Pseudomyrmex gracilis is the source of this 1578-nucleotide messenger RNA. RefSeq names its product ETS-related transcription factor Elf-5-like. Lineage: Eukaryota; Metazoa; Arthropoda; Insecta; Hymenoptera; Formicidae. Gene Ontology annotation, biological process: regulation of transcription by RNA polymerase II; cell differentiation. Bases 353 to 1246 code for a protein of 297 amino acids. The record is from RefSeq and is a predicted model, not a curated record. Gene Ontology annotation, cellular component: nucleus. Gene Ontology annotation, molecular function: DNA-binding transcription factor activity, RNA polymerase II-specific; sequence-specific DNA binding. The transcript has 7 exons.
GCUCGAUUGCAGUUGUAUCAUUGUAGCUCACGCGUCUUCAGUUCUCUGUCGAAUAAAGAUCACCGAAAACUUUCGUGCGCUUAGUCGCUCCGGAAAUAUCCAGGAAGAACGUGACAGUGUCGAUGUUGAUAGUAGCAUCACAAAAAACAUUUCCUAAUCGACAAUUUAAAUAAAAAAAACCUAUUAGCAAGAUCUUCAUAAAUUACCGCAUUUGAUGCGCGUACAUAAAAUCGAUAUUGUACAGGACAUUCAUGAUAAAUUGUGUGUUGCAGUUUUCUUUUUGUGUAUAGAAUUUUCAUUGACAUUGUUACAUGAUAUAGUUCAGAUAAGUGUAGUGUUAUCGCACACAUAAAUGGACUCGUUUAAUAAUUACGGUAGGAAUGACCUGCCGGAGAUGUAUCCAACAUUUAUCAAUUUACAUGAAGACGAGAAUGAUCAUUUGCUAUUGGACAUGGAUUCGUUAGUUCUCAGACGAAGCAAUUACUUUGCAAGUCGCGGUUGCGAGCCGGCCAAGAAAAAAUGUUCGCUAGGUGAUGAAAGUGAAGAGAUCGAUGGUACAGGAUGGUCGGACAAACCCAUCAGAAACUGGUGUCAAGAAGAGACAAUAAAUUGGCUUAUGUCAGCCGCAUCAUACAUAGGACAACCUUAUAGCUCUAUUCAGCACAGUCUCGCCGUAUCUGGAAAAGAACUCGUCACCUUUACGCGACAAGAUUUUAUCAAUCACGAUCCCGCAUACGGGGAACGACUGCACGAUCUUCUUUAUUCACAGCGUAUAUCAAAUUUACUGCCAUCAUUUGAUGCUAUUUAUCCGCAUUCAGAAGACGAAUAUGCGCGAAUUAGUUGCAACAACAUAUCUGAUGCAGAAUCAGAUAACAGCGUCGAAGUCCCAACAAAAAGAUUGCCCGGCAGACCGAAGGCAUUAAAAACAAAAAAAAAUCCUGCUACGCAAGGAAAAUUAUGGGAAUUUAUUAGAGAUUUGCUACGCAAUAGAGAAACGUGUCCCAGCUUAAUCUGUUGGGAAGACUAUUCACAAGCCAAGUUUCGGUUUGUAAAAAGCGAUGAGGUAGCAAAACGAUGGGGUUCACGAAAAGGAAAUACAAAAAUGACUUACGAAAAACUUAGCAGAGCUAUGAGGUACUAUUACAAAAGUAAAAUAUUUCUUCCCGUACUCGGCCGAAGACUAGUAUAUCAGUUCGGGCCGAACGCAAAAGGAUGGCAAACAGAUAACCCCAAUUUCCGACAUUAAAAAUAAUGCUGUUUUGGAAAAGGACAAAGUUCUAUCGCGUUUUUUGAUCUACAAUACAAUGAGACGAGAAAACUAAAAUAUCUACGUCAAAUGUUUCGAGCGAUAUUGUUUUUUUAACAUGAACUGACAAUUUUAUAUAACACAGUUUUUUUUCUUAUUGGUCUGUUGUAAUGUACUAUUGUUAUUAUUAUUAUUACUAUUAUUGUUGUAAUUAUUAUUAUUAUUAUUAAUGUACGUGCUAUUUAUAUGAUAGAAGUAAGGAACUUACUCGCUUUUAUUAAAAUUCUUGUACGUACAACUUUUUUUCUAUACAUCGCAUUAAAUAUAUAUAU